CCUCUCGUGUACUCUAUCUACAACACCUAUCCGACAGAGUUCAAUCUUUUAAAAACUGGCGUCAGGCAUUAAACCCUCUGCACUUCGUCGCGUGUGCGCGUUCCCCCCAUUCAUUUCGAAUUGUUCCAACCAAGGGUACAUUUCCGGGCGCACGCGAACGCAGCGCCAGAUCCUGCGUUUGACACCUCUCACCUCGUCCUGACGCGAGCUAAGAAGGUCCAGCAUGUCUGAGAAGGAGCUGGGCAAAAAGUGGGACCGGUGCCUGGCAGACGGUGCCAUUAAACUCGGCACUGGACUGGGGUUAGGAAUCGUUUUUUCUGUUGUGUUCUUUAAGCGGCACACGUGGCCGAUUUCACUCGGCUCAGGAGUGGGACUUGGCAUGGCAUAUGCCAACUGUCAGAAUGACCUGAGGUCACAUUAUCUGCCGCACAGAGGGGAGAAGGAGCAAUAGCUGCAAGUCAACGAGGGACUGAAUUCCUUUUUCUUUUUUUAAACUUGUUUUGUUUUGUCUGCGGAAGAGUGAGACUCAACUCUCCCUGUUGAUCAGUCCAUCCCUUGUAUGACUCUGUAUAAUUUGUAUGUGGCUAAUCAGGACAGUAUGUGUAUAUUUAAUAAAAUAAUCUGAACAACCAAAA
This is a messenger RNA of Scophthalmus maximus (turbot), 635 nucleotides long. It is a transcript of the gene micos10, whose product is annotated as mitochondrial contact site and cristae organizing system subunit 10. The record is from RefSeq and is a predicted model, not a curated record. Lineage: Eukaryota; Metazoa; Chordata; Actinopteri; Pleuronectiformes; Scophthalmidae. The coding region runs from base 224 to 451 and encodes 75 amino acids. Gene Ontology annotation, cellular component: mitochondrial inner membrane; MICOS complex; mitochondrion. The transcript is spliced from 4 exons.